AUGAGAAUCUUUCUCUUCUUCCUUCUGGUCUUCGGACUGCUCCGUGAGCUUGAAUGCAUAAAAGAGUACGAUCAGUACGACGACGAAGACUUGGCGCUGAGCAUUCCCGAAGAUGCCGUCGGAGUCCCGCAGGAGUUCAGGUCGUUGUCAAAUUCAGGAUUCCAUGUUCAUCACAACGACUUUUUCAGAAAACGAGUGUUGAAAGAGAUGAAAAUACGUCAGAAGCCGCACGACAUUCCAAGAAUCGCUGUUAUUGCAACUAUGACGAAUCGAUCUGCGGAAAGAAUAUGACGUGUGUGAAACAAGAUGGAGCCGCCUGUUAUCACGCUGUUGAAGAGGUUUUGAAACGUGCAGAAGCUUCAAGAAAUGAUCUGUUCAGAAGUACAACAAGUCCGCGAAACGAAUGGAAACCCAUCAUAAAUGGGGUUGUGCCACUCUGGAAAGGGGCAGCGGAGCAUCUCAUUUGACGUGCAACUCCUGGCGAGCAGCUCAUCGUUCGCCGAAGAGCAUCGGAUGUUGCUACGAAGGAAACUAUUGCAAUAAGGAACUUGUCCCUCCGCCGUACGCUCAUCAUCACAAUGGUAAGCCUCACUUCGCAGAUGGUGGGGACUAUUCGAUUUCAGAAAAAGCUCUUCAAAACUCUACUGACGACUCUGAAAACUACCAAUCACCGAUGAGAAAUGCCACCCAGGGAGUGGCCUAUUUCUUCAUUGUCAUCUCAAUUCUGGGAUUGGUAUUCGCAAUUCUUUGGUGCUUAUACCGAUGCUCCAAUAGAGAUGGUAAGCGAGAAACAGAACAAUAUCGAGGUGAGAAAAAUGAAUUCAGAAGAUAAAGUUAAAAUCUCCUCACUUGCAACUGACUCAUCUUAUUUGGACGAGAAGACCAUGAUGCUCGAAGACUCCGGGUAUAGAUUUUGAAAGAUCACAAUCGAAAUUGUAUGAUUCUGUUUCAGGUCGGGUUCCGGACAGGCCGCAUUGAUUCAGAGAACAGUCAGACAGGAUCUGACUAUUAUCAAGACUAUUGGACAGGGAAGGUAAGGCAAUAUAAGGGAGAGACAGAAGCUGAAUUAAGCAUUUUUAGAUACGGGGAAGUGCGCAAGGCAGCUUAUCGUGGCAGUUAUGUGGCUGUGAAGACGUUCUACACGACGGACGAGGAUUCGUGGAAGAACGAGCGAGAUGUAUACCAGACGAACAUGAUAAUCACGAGAACAUUCUUCGUUAGUCUUCCCACCUCUUCGAUACUCUCCAACAGACUUAUUCUUCAGAAUUCGUGGCCGCUGACAUCUGGAGUGAAGAAGAUUCGAUGACGAAGAUGCUGCUGGUGACUGAUUACCACGAGUUGGGAUCCCUUUCCGAUUACCUCUGCCGCGAAGAAACACUCACCACCGACGAGGCGCUCCGUCUCAUUCACAGUUGCAUCUGUGGAAUUGAGCAUCUGCACACGGCGGUGCAGGGAACUGGAAGCUUCAGAAAACCAGAAAUUGCUCACAGAGAUAUCAAAUCGAAGAACAUCAUUGUGAAGAGGCCGGGAGUCUGCUGCAUUGCCGACUUGGGACUUGCUCUCAGAUAGUGAGUAAUUUUAAUGAGCAGAAAAUGAUAUUUCGUUUUCAGUUUGAACGACAAAAUCAUUCCGGAUAAGUUCAAUGUUCAAGUGGGAACGAAGAGAUAUAUGGCUCCGGAGUUGCUCUCGAAUACGUUGAACCCUAAAGAUUUCUCGCAGUUCAAAAUGGCGGACAUUUACUCGAUGGCUCUAGUUAUGUGGGAGGUCGCCAGAAGAGUCGAGGUACCAUCAGUUCUUGUUCUACCCAUUUCAGGAAUGUUUUCAGGUGUGCGAAGAAUGCGAAGAAGUGGCAGCGGUGGAUGAAACUCGUGCGGAUCACAGUGCUUCUAGUGGAAUAGGCGACUCUUUGAGCACCACGGACACCAUUUCCCGCAUGCAACACCGUCAGAAAACGAGCAUCGAUCUGUCCCUGAAGGCCAAACCGUACGUGCCUCCGUUCGAUGGAACUGUGGACAACGAUCCGAGUUUCGACGAGAUGAGGGACGUCGUCUGCGUGCGAGGGAUGCGUCCGCCGCUCGAGUCCGCGUGGGUCAAAGGAAGCGUUCCGGCUCUGUGCGAACUGAGCAAACUCAUGAAAGACUGCUGGCAUCCGAUCCCACAGUUCCGGCACACUGCGCUGAAACUGAAGAAGGAGACGACUAAACUGAUUCAGAUGACUGAUCGACAGGUACCCGCAUCGAAUCAGGAUGAACUCUGAGGUAACGAGGACUGUUUUCAGAAGCAGCUUCCUGGCAAGUAUCAGUCCAUCAGCAAGACAGUGGACUCGUCGAGUCUGCGACCAAUCGCUACGCUAUCUGAUUUCCAUUUCACUCAACAUUUAUCCAUUUUCGCUCGUUCGUAG
This is a messenger RNA of Caenorhabditis sp. 36 PRJEB53466, 2401 nucleotides long. Lineage: Eukaryota; Metazoa; Nematoda; Chromadorea; Rhabditida; Rhabditidae. The record is from the annotation of a GenBank genome assembly.